Hyla sarda is the source of this 4416-nucleotide messenger RNA. It is a transcript of the gene OSBPL10, whose product is annotated as oxysterol binding protein like 10. The record is from RefSeq and is a predicted model, not a curated record. Bases 745 to 2994 code for a protein of 749 amino acids. Gene Ontology annotation, cellular component: cytosol; membrane; intracellular membrane-bounded organelle. NCBI's taxonomy places the organism in Eukaryota, Metazoa, Chordata, Amphibia, Anura, Hylidae. Gene Ontology annotation, molecular function: cholesterol binding. The transcript is spliced from 12 exons.
CACCCUGGUCCCCCUCACAGAGGAGCACAGCAGUGUGACCCGCUGGAUUACAGGGAUGGAGAGCUGGGACAUAACUGCCGGGGGUCCUGUAGCUACCAUAGGCCCAGAACCCACCUGCAGAGAUGAGGAGAGGGAAACAGCCGGGAAGCCUAAUGUGGCAAGAAGCCGAGGGCAGGACCCCUUCUGCAGCCGACACCCGCUCCCAGAGAACAGCAAUGAAUGACUCCUCAGCCAUGAUGGAAGCUGCUGCUUCACUCUAACGCCGGUGAAUAUAUGGCGGAGCGGUGCAGAGGGGGUUAUAAACACUGUGGCUGUACUCCAGAUUCUGGUCCACUCCCAGGAAGUGAUGCUUCCACAUUCCCUGAGGGCUAUCUCUUAACCCUUUUCUGGCCUGAUUAACCCCUCUUGUCCCUGCAGUCAGAGCUAAGCCUAAGCGGCCAGGUAACUAUCAGGAGGCGGUGCCUGUGUGCUGAGGGGAUGGAGAAGCUUUCCCCUAAACACAGAAGUUGGUGACGAGCCCUUCAUGCCUGCUCCGGGGAGGGCGAGCACAGCUCAUUCAGUUCCUGACAGGCACAAUUGUAUCAGUGUCCUGGGACGAGCAGCUGACAGCCCUUCACACGUCUGUGGUGUCUAUCAUGGGGCAGAGCUGGGAGACGGGCGCUCAGCAGGAAGCUGUAUGAAAUAGGAGACUUCUAGAAAAGGAACACUUCCCGGUGCAUGUGCUAGAGGAGCGGGCGGAGGGCCAUGGACAAGGCGGCUCAGCAGCACAGUGGCGGGGGCAGCAGUAACAGUAGCAGUCGGAGCAGCAGCAGAGCCACCUCCGCAGGCUCCUCACCUUCCUCCGGUGCCCGGGGGCUGCUGGCAGGACCUGCUGGGAGACUGAACCAACCGCAGACUGUGGCAUUGGCAGCAGCUGGAAAGCUGGAUGGGGCAACCUCAAGGGAGCAGCAGAAACAGACCAUAGAGGGGGUGCUGAGCAAGUACACCAACCUGAUCCAGGGAUGGCAGAACAGAUACUUUAUAUUGGACUUUGACUCUGGAAUUCUGCAAUAUUUCAUCACUGAAGCUAGCAAAACUCAGAAGCCUCGAGGAUCUUUGUCUCUUGCUGGGUCUGUAAUUUCUCUGAGCGAUGAGGCCCCCUAUAUGAUAGUUGUAAAUUCUGCUAGUGGAGAAGUUUAUAAACUCAGAGCUGCGGAUUCCAAGGAGCGACAAUUUUGGUUGGCUCCGCUUCAAGCAUGUGCCAAACACCAUACAGAGUCCAAGAGCUCAUUGUCUCAGAGAGCAAGAAGCUUUUCAUUGCUUCCCCAUGGAUCUACCAAUUCCUCAUCCCCUGGGAGCCAAAGGCACCUGACACAUGGUACCCCGAGUGUUGUUACCAUCACACAUCACAAGUCCCCUGCAGCAGCCCGAAGAUCCAAGAACCAGAAUCCUGCCCAUCUGCAUGAAGUGAAAGAGGUCAUGGCUGAGGUAGAGGGGCAGCAGAAGAAUCUGGUACAUGCCAUUGAAUCCCUUUCAGGCUCCGGCCCUCUCUCUGCCUUGGAUCAGGAUUUACUCCUGCUGAAAGCUACCUCAGCUGCCACCCUCAGCUGCCUUGGAGAAUGCCUCCACUUACUACAGCAGAGUGUUUAUCAAGCUGGGCAGAACAGCAAGCCUGUAAUGUCAGAAAGCAUCCUGGGAUGGCAUGGACCAAUGUCGCAUUCUACAGAAAAUCUAAAUAAUGGAAGUUUUAGCUCUCUUCCAACUGCUACUGCCAACCUCACUUGGCCAAUAUUACCAAGCAUGCCUAAAGACUAUCAAAUACUAAAUCAAGAUUUUGAGGCUGGUCCUCCAGAGGCUGAAGAUGAACUGACGGACACAGAAGAUAAUGAGGAAAAAGAUUUAGGCGUCAUGGAUGAUCAGCGCAGUGUAAUCCUCCACCUUAUCUCACAGCUCAAGCUUGGAAUGGAUCUUACCAAGGUAGUUCUACCAACCUUUAUUUUGGAGAAAAGGUCCCUGCUAGAAAUGUAUGCAAACUUCAUGGCACAUCCCGAUAUGUUUUUGUCCAUUGCUGCAGGGACAACCCCCGAGGAACGCAUGAUCUGUUUUGUGGAAUAUUACUUGACAGCCUUCCAUGAAGGUCGUAAAGGAGCAGUUGCUAAGAAACCCUAUAACCCAAUUAUAGGUGAAACAUUUCACUGCAGUUGGGAUGUCCCCAGGAAUAAAGUGAAACCUUGUAGAAUUCAUUGUGCCUCUGUACAAGCCAAAGAAAUGAACACCACCCAGGGAUCUGAAAAUGAAUCCUACAAAGUGCGUUUUGUGGCUGAACAAGUCUCUCAUCACCCUCCUGUUUCCUGUUUUUAUUGUGAAUGCAAAGAAAAGAUGAUGUGCGUAAAUGCUCAUGUAUGGACCAAAAGCAAAUUUCUUGGAAUGUCUGUUGGUGUCUCGAUGAUCGGAGAAGGUGUACUCAAGCUGAUGGAAUAUGGCGAGGAAUAUGUAUUUACUCUUCCCAGUGCCUAUGCUCGUUCUAUACUCACUGUUCCCUGGGUGGAAUUGGGAGGGAAAGUCAAUAUUACCUGUGCCAAGACAGGAUAUGCCGCCACAGUAACAUUCCAUACCAAGCCUUUUUAUGGAGGAAAGGUGCACAGAGUCACAGCUGAGGUUAAGCACAAUCCCACCAACAUAAUAGUUUGUAAGGCUCAAGGAGAGUGGAAUGGAGCUCUGGAAUUCACAUACAACAGUGGAGAGACCAAAGUUAUUGAUACUACUAAGCUUUCAGUUAUUAAGAAAAAGAUUCGACCUUUGGAGAAACAAGGACCCACUGAAUCAAGGCGUAUUUGGGAAAAUGUUACCAAUGCCCUAAAAUCAGAUAACAUUGAGGUAGCAUCCGAGCACAAGCACCAACUGGAAGAAAGACAGAGGGCAGAAGCAAGGCAGAGGGCGUCUACUAACACUCCAUGGAAGCCAAAGUAUUUUAUCCAAGAGGGUGACAGCUGGGUAUAUGUGAGUCCUCUCUAGAAAACUCACUGACCACCAGACUUCAAGCCUCCCAAGCAGCUCUCCAGUGCUCCAUAUAGAAGGCAAAUGCUCCCACCAUGAGCAUACACAUGGCAGAAGAAACCUGUGAACACGUUGCUGCAGCUGCUAGCUUAUCAGUAUAUUCAAAAGCCAUUAUAUUUCUCCAAAUAUGUAGAUGUAUAAAAAUAUAUAUAUUAAGGAACUCUCUGUAUCAAUGCUCACAUAUAAAUAUAUGUAUAUACACUAGGUAUCCAGGUUUUAUAAGCCAUUUUGAUGUUUUAUUUGCCAAAUGAUUCAGCAUUCUAAAACUAAAAAGACAACUUUUACCUACUUUACAUAUUACUGAUUUUAUCAGAUUUUAGCAUAAUCAUAGAAAGAGAACAUGAGACAAAGUCACCAAAAAAUCAGGUAAUGCCUAUAAAUGUAAGCCAUUGCAUUAUGCUCUUAAAUAUACUAGGAUGUGUCUUGAUUUUCUUCACAGAUAUAGGAUGCUGCUCAUUUUUUUUUAACAGACCUGAAUAACAUAGAAAGCUGCAUUUUCAGACCCAUUAGACCCUUCAUCGUAAUACUCUGCUCCCUAUGUGUCAGUAUAUACUGUAAGUUUGCCAUGGCUGCAAAAUUAGAGUGAAAGAUACAAUAUGUGAGGCACAGAUAGAACAGAUAAAAAUAAAGCCAGAAAUAAAUGGUAAAAUAAAAUGUAAAAAAUCAAGUGAUUACCACCUGUGAGCAAUGACAGCAACCAAUGAAGGUGGUGGGGACUCAUUGAAUAGCUAUUUAAAUAUAUAUUGAAUAAAAUGUGUUGGAUUCUAUAGUUUUAUUCAUGCAGAAAUUAAACAAUUUUAUAUUCCAAGUAGAUUAUAUGAACCCUUGCAAAUGCUGUUGAGCCAAAAUGUUAAAUAAACUAAAUCUUGUGGGGUAUGAGAUCUGUAUGUAUCUAUAUGCCUUAAUAUAUUAUUAUUGUCCUUUUGUGGUUGUGUACAAUACAGGGCUAUAACAGGACCAUGUGCAGGAGGUCUUAAGGUGCCCAUACACCUUGGAGUAAAAUUGGCUAGACCUGACCUCUGUCUAAAGAGUAUGUGGGCCUCCCUACUUGCCACCAACAGAUGAUAAAAGUGGAGAUAAGGGAUUAGUCCUCCGGGAUUUUAACUGCCCGAUUCUAUUGUUUUGAGAGAAAGUUGCCACCAGAGCUAGCUGGCUAUAGCUUACCCCAUUCCUCUAUAGAGAACACAUGAACGUUCGACAAACGAAUCAGGAAAACAAAUGUUAUUGAAAUGUAAAGCCACCUUUAGGCUGGUUCCAGAAGACAACAUUUAAGCAUUUUGUUACAACCUCAAUAUACUGACUUCCUGCAGAACUUAUAUCAAUAUAGAGCAACAUGGAGAUUUCAAGGUCCUUUUACAUAGGGUGACCCUGACCCAAUAA